AUAUGUAUACACAUAUAUAAACACAUAUGCAUAUAUGUGUAUACAUAUAUAUACACAUAAUUGCCUAUUAGUCCAUGAAAGCCGUGGUAAAUGCAUCCGUCAGCCGAUUGCUCAGUCAAUUGGUCACCGGGUGCACAGUUUGGUCGGUGGUUAACUGACGCAGUGUUGUGUAUGGUGCAGCGAAUCGUCAAUAUGACCUUGCAAGCAAUGCAAUACGCUCGUUAAAACUACCUYAUAUGUAUAUAUGUAAAUAUAUAUCAAAGUGCUGUGUAAGUGCAAUGCAAAAAAGUAGCAACAAAAAAAAGAAAUUGUAAAUGCAAACCUUUGGUUGCAAAAUUGAAAGUCGCUGUUGAAGCAUCAGCUGGUGUUGACAAUGAAAGUGAAGGAAAGGCGUUUAUUGGUGCGUUGUUGCAAGUGUUUAGUAAAAAUUUAUUUCGGAAAAAAAUUGUGAAAAAUAGCAGACCUCUYUCUAGUGAAAUUGCUUAUCAACAGAACUUUCUUACGUGCUAUCAUGUUUGUUCGUUGAGUCUUACAUACACAACAUACACAAAACAACAAACAAAAAAAACCAAAACCAUAUACUGACUUAUCGCUGACAGAAUGAGUACUUUAUAUCCAUUUCACUGGGAGGUAGUUAAAGACUACUACAUCAACACAAUUUACGCUGGCUGGCGUGAUCUCAUGGACAACAAAUCUGAUCCGCGAACACGAGAUUGGCCAUUGAUGGAUUCGCCCUUCCCCACCAUAGCGAUCAGUUUGUCCUACGCAUACUUUGUGAAGGUGCUGGGCCCCAAAUUGAUGGAAAACAGAAAACCUUUUGAGUUGCGCAAAGUCUUAAUCGUUUACAAUUUCGCGCAAGUGCUGUUCAGCGCUUGGCUAUUCUACGAGUCCUGCAUUGGCGGCUGGCUAAAUGGCUAUAAUAUCAGAUGCGAGCCUGUGGACUAUUCGAAUUCGCCACGCGCGUUAAGGGUCGCACGGGGCUGUUGGUGGUACUACAUCUCCAAAUUCACCGAAUUCUUCGACACAUUCUUCUUUGUGAUGCGCAAACGCUACGAUCAAGUCUCGACGCUGCACGUGAUCCAUCACGGCAUUAUGCCCUGCUCGGUUUGGUGGGGCGUCAAGUUCACACCCGGCGGCCAUUCGUCGUUCUUCGGCUUCCUCAACACCUUCGUGCACAUCAUCAUGUACACGUAUUACAUGUUGGCGGCGAUGGGACCCAAAGUGCAAAAGUACUUGUGGUGGAAGAAAUAUCUGACUGUCUUGCAGAUGAUACAAUUCGUUUUGGUUAUGGUGCACUCAUUCCAAUUGUUCUUCCGCAACGAUUGCAAUUAUCCCAUUGGUUUUGCAUACUUUAUUGGCGCACAUGCGGCCAUGUUCUAUUUCCUCUUCUCGGACUUCUACAAACAGGCCUAUCUCAAGCGCGAGCAGAAGAAGGAGAAAAUCGCUGCCAAUGGCAAGCUGAGCAACGGCUAUGCAAAUGGCGCUGUCAAGUCAAAUGGUGAACUGCCCACAGAGAUCAAUGGCAAUCUGAAAGUGGAGGACAAUAACAAAUUUGACGGCUACUACAAGUCCACGUUGGCGUCGCAACUGCCCAGUGACACAACAACAGCAACAACGAGACAGCGGAUCUACGCCACAGCGCAUAAUUAAUUUAUAACCGUAAUUUUACCUAUUAAUUUAAAAGAAAGAGAGCAAAAAUAUUAAUGCAAACCUAAAAGUAAUAGAAAUGUAGCUUUAAGUUAUUCGUUCUUAAGGCUUUUGUAGUUAUUUGUAUGUAUGUAUUUUAAUAAUUAUAUUAUUAAAAGCAAGUAAAUGCAUGAAGAAAAUAUUCAAAAUUGUGUACACAUAUACAAACAUAUAGUUACAAUAGUUGGGAAGGCAAGCAGCGGCUUGAGCUGUGCUCUUUUGUCCAAUGCAUUAAAGUAUUUUAAAGUGGAAGUUAUUUAGUUGAAAAAUACACGCAUGCAUAUUUUUAAAUCUAUGUUUUUAAGUUACUAGCGUUUAAACGAAUGUCAUUUUGUAUGUAUUUAAAUAAUUAAAUACGCAUUUAUGAUAUUUUCCAAAACCAUCUAGCUCUCCGCACUCCAAUCUACUUCGUAAAAUGUUUCCAAUUUACUUUUUGAAAAAUGCUUCUAAUUUACUUUGAAAGCUGUUUCCUAAUUUAUUUUCGAAAAAUUGUAUUUUACUAUUUUCUAAAAUUUUUUGGUCUAGCACAAACUAAUUGUUUCAAAAAUUCUAGAAUUCCAAUUAUUUCUUUAUUUGCUGGCAUAUUUUUAGUCACUCUCACUCUAUAACUGUUAACACAUUGCCUCUCCCUUGUUAUUGUUUUCAUUUGUUUUUGCUUAUGCUUUAUUGCAAUACAUUUUUGUGAUUCUUUUGUACUUAAAGCCAAACUUUAUUUUAUUUAAGCGCACACAACUAGUUGCAUUGUAUUCUGUGUUUUGUUGUUGUAUUGUAAAGCUUUGCUGGUGUUUUUCUAAUAUUGGUGUACUUGUAUUUUAUGCGGUUCAUUGAUUUAUGCUUUUGUUUUAGUUUACUUUAUAGAAUAGAAUAGCCUUUAAGCUAUUAGUUUCGUAUGAAAGUAGUUGCAUAAGCAAACGUAUAGAUAUGUAAAUGCAAUUAAAAGAAAUGACAACUAACAGCAGUAAAAUAUAUGUAUGUAUGUAUACAAAAAUUUGCA
Molecule: messenger RNA, 2680 nt
Organism: Bactrocera latifrons
Lineage: Eukaryota; Metazoa; Arthropoda; Insecta; Diptera; Tephritidae
Gene: Elovl7
Product: elongation of very long chain fatty acids protein AAEL008004
Biological process (GO): very long-chain fatty acid biosynthetic process; sphingolipid biosynthetic process; fatty acid elongation, saturated fatty acid
Cellular component (GO): endoplasmic reticulum membrane
Molecular function (GO): fatty acid elongase activity
Source: RefSeq, a predicted model, not a curated record